AUGUCUACCGUACGGUGUAGUAACAUCUCCGCUUGUUGGUUUGGUCUACCGCUUUUUGUUUCAAAUCCUCAUUUUACAAUUGCCGAUACAUACUUUAUAUCGAAAGUAGACGGUUUAAAAUCGGAUGAAAAAAUGUAUACAACUACGGUUAUAUUAGAACCACGUACAGGUUUAAUGUUGGAACUUAGAGCUAAAUUUCAAUUGAAUUUCUACAUAGAACCACGUUCUCAUAUAAGAUCAUAUCAAACAAAACGUCGUAUGUUAUUUCCAGUUUUUUGGCUUGACAUGUUGUAUAUGCGCACCAAAAACUCUAUUCAAUUGUUACAAAUCGUUUACAAACUAGAAAAAUAUUGUCAUAUCUUUGGUGCUUCAAUAAUCGCAUUAUCAUUACUGAUAUUUAUAUGGCGCGCCUUUAAAUAUUAUUUUCAUCAUAUGGAAAUUAAUAGUAUUGCCAAUGAUGACGACGAUUAUGUUAUUGCAGAUAGUAACGAUAAGGAAAAGGUAGCUUUGUAUAGUUUGCCUACGAAUUUUAACUCGCUAUUAUACAUUUCCUAUCCUCGACGGAGUUUACAAAUUAUUUUUGCUCAUUUAGAUAAGGAUGAAGCAUUAAGUUCGUUUCUGGAAGAAAAUCAGCGUUACGAUUUUGAAAAAGAGCUGCAGCUCAGUGUAAAGUCGAGAGUUGAUCAUAAAUUUUGUAAGCUUAAAUAAUAAACAAAUAAAGAACCGAUCUGAAAAUCAUUUUGCAGAAUAUAUACAAAACAUAUUAAUUUAGAAUUUUAUCCCGAUAUCAUUAUUAAUUCCUGAGUUAUUUACGAUUAAGUGAUUUUUGAUUUAGUAGAGAGCUUUAUAUGGGAUCUACGACCAAUUAUGGGCCAAUCUGGACAAAAAUAUACAGAAUGAUUUGUAUAUAGGUAUGUAUAUUUGUGAAAAAAUGUAUCUCCAUAC
Molecule: messenger RNA, 945 nt
Organism: Lucilia sericata (common green bottle fly)
Lineage: Eukaryota; Metazoa; Arthropoda; Insecta; Diptera; Calliphoridae
Product: protein croquemort-like
Exons: 2
Coding region: 1-708 (235 amino acids)
Cellular component (GO): membrane; cytoplasm
Molecular function (GO): scavenger receptor activity
Source: RefSeq, a predicted model, not a curated record